GCUCUAAUAGAUCGAUCGGGAGACUCCCGUUCGCUACGUAAACCCUAGCGGCUUGGAGGUAAAAGAGAAGAAGAAGAAGAAGAAGAAGAAGAAGAAGAAGAAGAAGAGAGGAGGGGGCGGCCACGGUAAAGGGGCUUCGAUCUCUUUUCCUUGACGAGUAGAUGAAGAAAGGGAUACAUCCACAACUGCAAUGGAUUUCAUAUGUGACUCAGACUGGUAGAUUGAUUAAUGUUAUGAUGACCAGAUUACACCGUGUCGGCCGUGUCUACCAGUUGAGACCUAGGCGUCAGAUGGCACCAACUCUGAGCCAGAUUGCCAAGUUCAACCUCAGAUAUGGUCUGAAGAAUGAGGAAAAUAGUGAAAAAUAACCUGUCCUUGUAUUCAGCAUGUGAGGUACAUCGAUAGGCACUACAUUUGGAGAUUUGGACAAUUUAGUUUCAGACACUUGCUAAAACUCUGUUUUUGAGUUUCAAUGGUGUGUGAGAUAUGUUGCUCCCAAAAUCGCCUAUGAAUAAGAACUUUAUCCCGCACAUUAGGUGGGUUCCGCA
Messenger RNA from Musa acuminata AAA Group (dessert banana), 548 nucleotides. RefSeq lists its product as uncharacterized. Lineage: Eukaryota; Viridiplantae; Streptophyta; Magnoliopsida; Zingiberales; Musaceae. Bases 162 to 368 code for a protein of 68 amino acids. The record is from RefSeq and is a predicted model, not a curated record. The transcript has 2 exons.